CGUCUCGUUCCAUGGCAACGAAACGGGACUCUGUGUAGUACCGGAAGUGGAGGGAAAUUCGAAAGAAAAAAAAACCGUUAUGAAUUUUAACCUAAUGUUCACAUUAUUUGUUUGUUUUAUUGUAUUAGGAUAAUUGUAAGAUUUUGUCCGAAACGGAAAUCGAUCCGUUAUUGGAUAAGUCCUACAUGUUUCUGCCCGUUUAAACGCCUGGCUUAUAUCUCAGGGUUCCAUCUCAGGUCGCUAGCUAGUUUGCUAACAAACAUGGCUUGAUGUUUUUUUCGAUGCCGCAGCUGCUUUCUUUUAAAAGAUUAAUGUAAAUGCCUGUUAUUGCUUCGUACGUGCUUAUUAUUUCAUUGUGGCUAGACAGGAAUUUCUUAGAGUUAUCUAGGACUUUUCUAGGUGUUUAGCGAGCUAGCCACAUUAUGUCCUGUAUCAAACAUGAAUUGCAGUGAUUUAAAAAGCAGAGCAUCUGAAGUCUCUCUCAGAUUAGACACCAAACAUGGAGGUAAAGUUCGAUGUGCUGUUGUCGUCCAGUAUCAAGAGGAGAAAACCAUGGCCGAGAUUUUGUUGGCUGGGAAAGGAGAAGGAAGGUGUCUUUCUUUUGGAUGACAAUCGGAUCAGUGAAAUCAAUUUACAAUCAGGACAGACCAAGAAGAAGAUCCCAAAACUGCACCAGUUGCUACCAAGAGUGUUGACAAUGUCCAGUUCUCAAAACGCUAUGUGGCUGGCUGGUAUAUUAGUUUCUGGAGAGGUGUUUCUAUGGGACAGAGACAAAGAUUCCUUGAAGAUGGUCACAUCGGUGCCUGCAGUAUAUGAGCUGGCCUCUGUUAGUAAAGCGACUUCCCAGCGGCUGUCUCUGCUGGUCUCAGGGGAUGGAAGGAGGGUUCUUGUGGCUUCUUUCACAGGACAGAUUUUCCUCUGGGAAUGCCUGGUGCCUCAGGAUCUAAGUAGUGUUCGGGAUAGCACUGUCAAGGGAUGCUGGAGUCAGAUAACUUCCUCUGAAAAUUCAAGCCUUCCCUCUGCUAAAGAUAAGGAAGCAUGUCUUCAUUGCGCGUUUAUCCAGAGCCAGGCUGCAGGUGAUGUGUGCCUUAGUGCUUUUGUCUUCACAGUUGGAGAGCAGCUGAUUGUCACCUUCCUGAAGAUUCAAUGGGAAGAGGCCGGGAAAACCAGUUUGAAAGAAUACUGUGUCGAAUGGGUCACUAAGUCUUACCCUCUCAGCCAUCUUGCUCCUCCAUGUCGGCCUGUCAAGUCAAGAGGAGCACUAGUACCAGCAUUCUCACCUGAUGGACAACUGUUAGCAAUAAUUCUUAAUCAGAAAGAUCCAAGGGCUACUCAAGUAUUAUACAUAAGCACGCAGAACUUUGUGACUGUAUCCAGCUCACUGGGAGGAUGUGGCAGUAAAAAGCUCUCGAUCCCAUCCAAAUACAUAAGGUCGUACUGGGUGAGCUGUGUGAGUUGGUCACCAGAAGGACUCUAUCUGGCUUGUAUAUUGAAGAGAGGCUCUGUCCUGAUGCUGGCCCGCUUAGGAGGGUUGGUCUCUCUCUCCACAAGUGGGUGUGACAUUGAGUUUGACCCUGCACAUUUCCUGCCUCUUCAUCCGUUAGUCACUUAUAGACCUCCAGUGCCUUCACAGCCACCAGAUGAUGCCUUGUCUAGCUCCAGCAUGUCUCUGGGUGACCCGAUGAGACAGCGUUACUCUGUGACCUGGCACCCGAGGCUGCCUUGUCUCAUUGUGUCUGAUGGUUACAUGGUGACGGUGCUGAAUAUGUCCAGACGGCCUACCCCGUCCUCGCUGAUGAGCCACUUCCUGAUGGAGACCACUCAGGCGCUGGACAGAGUACGCAAGACCAUCCACUCAGAGCUGCCCCAUGUGAAGUCCAGACUGAAGUCCAUGACCACUCUGAAGUUCACAGCUAGUCUUUUGGCACUGAAAGAAAGAGAGACACCUCAAUCGACGCUGCCUCUAUUGUUCAGAGGUGGAGGAAGCACAGAAGGCUUGAGGCUAACGACAGAGAGGAUUGAGGACGAUGAUGAUUCAGACGAGGGGCAUUAUGACGGCUCGGUUAUGGAGGAUGGGGGCAGGCUAGAAUUUGCUUCAAUGUUUGACACCCUUCAUGCCCGUUUUCAAGCCGAGUCAGAAGAUUCAGACAGAGAUUCCUCAGCUCUCUUGGAGGAGCUCACCAGGGCACAGCAGAGUUUGCUAACUGCCUGGGCUCUUGGUGUUUCUCUUGGUGGUACUAUGGAUCAGAGAAAGCGCUUGCUGAAUUACACCAUCUCAUGCGCUGUUCGUUUGGCUCACCUUCUCUCGAUUGCUGAUCCAUUAAUACAUUCUUACAAACAAAAUAGUGUAAUGGAAUUUCUUAGGGCUCUGCUCUCCUUUCUACCCUGGGAUUCCACUCACAGAGAUGGCAACAGCUGCCUAGGGGUUGUUUUGGAGCUCACUCGACAGCUUGUUCGUCUUUUUCUGCCUAAGUCCAUGCGCACUGUUUGUUCCUCUCAGAACUUCAUGGCAGCACUUUUUGUCCUCCGGGAAGCAUCCAGGAUUCUGGACCAGACCUACAGUCUACCUCAGAAAGCAGUCCAGCAAGCAAAGGUUGAUCCUUGUCUCUCAGACAUCUUCUCAAUCCCACUGUUACAGGAUGAUGUGGAGGCUGAAGCUGUGGCCUCUCAGAUAUCUGUGCUAAACAGACCGUCAAAUAGGUUGGUGGCAAUAUGGCGAGACAUCUACAAGCAAGCUUUGCAGUACCACGACGAAUUACGAAGUGAUAAAAGUACAGCGAGUCAAAAUAGGGAACUGGAGAGCAUGUCAAACAUCAUUUUUCAAAUCCAAGAAUCACUACAGAGAGCUGGAGACCAUCUGGAGGAAAGCCCUGCCCUGUACAACAUAACAGGAGAGGAGCACUUCAUUUCUGGUGAGUAUAGUGAGUGCAUCCAGAUUUGGCGAGACCAGCUGUGGGAAGAGAUAGCGAGAGCAGCUGGGCCAAGGACAGUCUUUCUGGAGACACGCUAUUGUCUGGCUCUUCUGUUUGGCCAGCUGUUUCAGUAUAAGCUUAGGGAGGCCCAGGCCUUGUGUGACACCAUGGCCAAGCAGCUACUGACAUUAGAAGAUACUGUAGAAGCGACAUCUGCAGACAAGGCUCAGUUUGAGCUGUGGCUCCCGCAGCGGGUGAAUAGUGAGGCUGCCUGUGCUGUGGUCCAGUCUCUCGGCAGGUUCAUGGCAUCCUACUUUACCAACCAGCCGCUAGCUAUCUUCCCACCACACCACGUGGAUAUCUUGCCUCCUCUACAUCUGCCACAGGCGGCAGGACGACGCACAGUGGCUCUCUGUCAGCGGCAGGUGGCGGCCACUGUGAGAUCACAGCACCUCUCAGGUGUAUGGACAGUGGAGUAUGCUCUGGAGCUCCUCCUGCUGGGUGGGCUGAUUCCUGAGGCAGCAUGGUUGGCUCAGAGUUUGGGUGAUUGGAAGAUGGCUGCCUCUCUUGGUCUGGCUUAUACCACCUACUGCAGACUGCACUAUGAUUUCAGCAGGUUGAAAUGGAGAGAAUUGCACCUUCCUGCAGAGCUACAGCCUGGCUUUAUUUUUCAGACUCAACUUGAGUCAUUACUGGACUGCAAAGUUUCAUAUGACAGACAAGACAAGGCCUUGAAAAGUCUUCCUGAUAUUGUGGAGCUUGAGGACAUGGAGCUGCUCCACGUGUCUGCUCAGGAGAUCCUGAAGGCCUCAGUCAUGGCAGAGGUGGAUGUUGUAUCACAGCCUCUCACUAGGCUUUUGGAAUCAGCCAAGGAGCAUGCCUCUUCAUUCACUGCUCUGGUUCCUCCUGCAUUCUACCUCCCUGCCCCUCCUUUGUACUGUCCACAACCUGCCCCUAACACACAGGACUCCAUUGGUGACAUCUUUAUGGCUUUGGAGAAGGAAUCACGUUGCCAUGUAGCUGCAGUGUUACAACGAGUGCUGUUGCUGUUCAGAGCUGCUCACUGCUCCCGACCCGCUGUGCAGUGGUACAUCGAUGGCCUGCGUCGAUGCCGCAAACUCUUUCGCAAGGUGAGGAAGAGACACAUGCAGUCUAAAGAUGAGCUUCCAGAAGGGUUAAAAAAGUUUACUAAUCGCCAUGGGUUUUUCCGUUUGAGGUCCGAAGACAUGGAUAAUGUUGUCAUCCAAACAAUAGUAUGCUUUAGGGAAUUAUGUGGGCUGUGCUGGAUGCUGCAUGUUCGUGAUCAGCUCACAGCCUCCUGUAGAAGGUACCAAGCUGCAAGGACCUCUCAGGUUGCAGAUAAUAGUGCUUGUGAAUUGCGUGAGGAGGUCCUGCAUUGGGCUUGCCGUCUCAUGCCUUUCUCUCGCUUCCUUAAUGCUGAAGAGACAUUACAGGACUUGGUGCUCAGCCUUGUGACUGAGCUGCCUCUUUUUCCAAUGGUGGCAGAGACAUUAGUCACUGUGUUUCCCGAUGAGGAGGAAUCUGUCCGGGUGCCUCUAAGAGAGAAGUACACCUCACUGCUGCAGAGGUUAAGAUCCAGCAUUGUGCAGGGUUCUGCAACAACACAAGCCACACAGGCAAGCGAGAUGCAAGAUGAAGCAGAGAGAGCGACAAUGAUUUCGCUGAUUCAGGAGCAGCGGAGGCAACGGGUUCGAGAGGUACGCCGACUGGCAAAGAGCAAGAUCCCACUAGAGUGGCAUAUCUGGGAGAGGGAGGAAGAGGAGGACAGGACAGGAGCCAAUGCCAUAUCUGACCGGUUCUCGUGGUGCACUAGCCUGAGUAAUAGCACACUCACAGACUCUGAGCACCCCCUAGUGGGCAGUGAGGCUGACACUGCUGAUACAAUAUCAGAGCCUCAUUCAUCAGAACUGCAGGAACAUCACAGCUUUGUGUCACCCAAACCUCAGAACACAUUGAAAUCAAAAUAUGAAAGAAAAAGAGAAGGAACACUGCAAGAACAUAAAGAUUUCACCUUACCCUCUGUGGGGACUUGGUUGUUUGAACUUGAGGAUGAGGAGUAUCCAUGCUUUUUAGAGCUUUUCCUAAGCUAUGUGUUGGAGAAGGACAGCCAGGACAUGGAGGAAUCUGAGCUUCCUUUGCUGAGUAGCUUCUCUUCAUGUCUGCAUGAACGUGAGCUUCACUCUGAUGCUUUUGAUGUACUGACAGCACUCAAAAGACGACAGGCUGGCCGAAAAAAAGGUGUGCGGCUUCCUGUGUUCCGUGCUGGAAGGUGCUAUCACAUGCUUCCUGAGACUCCUGAGCCACUGCCCUCUAUAGGUCCUCCUCCAUCUGUCCUUAGUGAAACUCUUACUGCUCGAACCAGCACUGGUGCUCUGCCGCUUCCUGGAAAACAGCCAGGUUUGUUUGGUCUUCGACGACAGAAUGGGACACCACCCAGACAGCAUGUACUAACCACAGAAUCCAGUCCUUUUGGGAACUUAAUCCAAGGGAUGCCUCAAAUGGAGCACUGGCCCUUUAAGAUAAUCCCCUGCCCUGAUGUGGACCUACAGCUGGAGCUGGACUCCAAAUUGGAGGCCCAGUUUCCCCAGCUGGCCAGGAUGUUGGAAUGGAUGCUGCGCUGGGCAGACAGAAGUGUCUUGCUCACACAUUCAAGCAGGAAGAAAACAGGGUGUGCCGCUGAGCCAGUGGUGAUUAGGGCUAAAGCCUCAGCUCCUGCAGUGCUUUCUGCUCUGAGGCUGCUAGAGCAGAGAUACACCAAAGCCCUAGUGAGGACUGACAAGCGCUAUAUUCAGAUUAGGCUCCCAGAGAGGAAAGCUCGAACCACUGUGGCUCCAGUCCUGCCAGUUGAAAUUGAUUGGAAGCGUGAGAGAGAAAGUAGCGUGGACACUGGCUAUCCUUCUGCCUCAGCAGGGACUCCCAUCACCCUGCCUGAUAUGGACCCCCAGCAUGGACACACUUCUGAGGUAUGUGAAAUUGAGGAGCUUCAGGAUGAGCAGAGAGUUUCUCACUUGUAUGGGCAUGAGGACAUAAUUUCUGACCCGGCGAUAGAAGAACGAAAUGGUAGAAGAGUGAAUGAACCACUCCAAAUGACUGAAUUGGACAGUGACAGUAGUGUUGAGGAGAUCCAAGAAGACUCUUCAACUGGGCCAAAUAUUUCAGUACAGAUCAGGAAGAAGACCAAAACCUGUAACCCCAGAAACCAGCCUUUAACUCUGGCAGAUUUAGAAUACUCUAGGACAUCUGUUGAAUCCUGUGAAUCACACUCAAAGGAUGUUGGCACAUUGGAUACUGAACCUGCAGAAUCAAGAAAGGAACCAGAAUAUAGUCCUGUACAUAAUACUCCUGAGCCUGAGCCUGUUCAGCAAAGAAAGCAGCAGCUCCCCUCUGUGUCAAAGCCUCCAGCUGAACUGGGGAAUGUAAGCCACCCUCAAAGUGUCCAGAAUGGAGAAAUGAUUCAACCUGAUCCAGUCAGGCAGCUGCUUCAGGAUGAGCUUUUCCGAUUAGUCCAAUUGCAGCAAAUCAACUUCAUGAGUCUUAUGCAAGUGGUGGGAGCCUCCUUUGCCAACCUGCCCCUCUCCCAUGUCAACACACUCCUUUCACAGCUCAGUGUUCCUGCAACACAACCUUCACAACUUGCACAACCACAAACUCAGCCCACUGUGGCUCAGUCCUCAGGUCCUCCUCCCAAUGAUACCCAAAACACAAGAUUAGAGAAUAAGCCAGACACUGUCUCUGAGCUACAGUCCAUGAAACCCAGAGGUGCACACCAACAGUAUGUGGAAGCAGAUCCUAGACUGAAUAGCCAUGAAGAAAGGAGUAGACUCAGCCUACAGGAUCUCCAACAUCUGACCAUUUGUCCUGAUUUGUCACAGAAUAGCCAGGAAGAAAGAAGUCAUUUUAUUCCAUCCUCUCAAGGACUUCCUACCACAAUAGACAAUUCAGCCCCACAACAGGCACCCCAGCGGAAUUGUCCCAUUGAAAAGACUGUUCCGAUUAUACAGGGGCUCAGGCUUCUUCACUUGCCCCCUCCUCAGUCUCCUCCUCCCCCAGUGAGAGAGGCCUGGGGUCCCAAUCAGCACAAGCCUGCCAUGUACAGAAGAUCUGAAAGCUUUAAGAGGCAAGCUGAGCAAGCUCAACCCCCACAAUGGAAUCUAAAUCAGUACAGCACACAAACUCAAGCGUACCAUUCAUUACAUAGAGGGAGAGAACGAGAGGCAGUCCACCUUCCUACUGCUCUCAAUGUGGCAGUGGCAGAUAUGGAGCUCCCGCUGCUGCGUUUACCCCCUGAUAUCCAGAUGCAACCUAUCCAGCUUCCCCGGAUCCCUCUGUCGGCUCCCUUGAGGCUACGCACAGCAGGAACUGCGUCCACGAGAAACUUUCCCAAACCACAAUUACUGCGUGUUGAGCCUGAGCCAUCUCGUACUGGUUUGAGAUACAGCACACCUCCACUGCCCACUCCUCGACUCAUCCCUCUAGGGGAGCUGAUGGCCUGGGCAGCAGGAAAAAAACAGGAAGCGAACACUAAGCUCCAACUUCUCAAGGCAGAUACAGGGACAAAGAGCAAAGUCACUGUCACGCCCUCCAGCAAAAGGCUUAAAAGGAGAGAAGAUAAAAAGAAAGACGAAAAGGCUGUGUCCUUCAGACCAGAUGAUUCUAUAAUUCCUCCAUCUCAGAAGCCUGAAGAAGACAGAUCUACUCCAGCUGAUGGCUUUGUCAUUCCAUUAGGUUCCUUCGAGUCAAUGUUGACUGGUCAGAGGCUGCUGGCCGAAGCUCAGCGCACAUCAGCAGAGCUUCAUGCUUUUGCAGCAAUGCACAAACGACCUCCUGAAAUCCAGGAUGCCUGCACCAACACAGACCCUCCCUCACCUUGCAGCACCACUGAUAAAGCUGUUUCAGCCCAGCUUCCUCAGUCUUCUGUUUCUCCAUCAGGUUCUAUACAUAUGGACAUUAAUGUUUGCUCCUCUGAGAAAAUGGUUCCAGAGCAGCCAGUGGGCACAGGUCACACAGAGCCAAAAGCCCAUACGAGUGCUCAUGGACAGGAGUUCAUCAGUGCAAUUGAUCCGGCGGAUAGGUCUCCUUUACAGGACCUGCCCUCUUCCCAAACCCCUGUCCAGAGCCAACCCUGUUCUCCACCUACAUCUGCUCACCUUCAUCUUCUAGCAGCUUCUGUGAUCAACUCAAACCAGAACAACACUGAGAUCAGAACAGAAGAACACACUGACGACUUGCCAGGUUUUUCACUAACAUUCACUCCUCCUGCACUUGUGCUCUCAAUGCCAGAAUCCAGUGGGGAUCCAGUCACUGUAAAGGUGCUGAAUGAAUUUGGGAUACAACAGGAGGCCAUGCCAGAGGGCCAUUCGGAAGAUCGUGUGUUUUCUCAGCGUCAGGUCUCGGCUCAUCUCUCUGAGAUGGACGCCCGACUGGCAGCUCUCCAGAGUAUCGCUGACCACAUGGACAGAGAAUUUGCCAACACCAGGCUGCUGGUAAAUACUAUAGACGCUCUAACACCUGUUGUGAUGGCCAGUGUGGAAGAGGAGCCUUAUUCCAGCAUGCUGAGAGUUACAAAGGAAGCAAAGAGACGCACGACUCGAGUGAACAUGGUUGAAGAGGAAGAUGAGCAGGAUGAGGGACGGUUUUUGUCUUUCACCCCCAAUGGUCUUAAUCUUCCAAGUCAGAGGGGGUGCUCGUCUCUCUACCCAGCCUCACUGUCCAUCCAGAACCCGGUCCACCAAAACCACAUUACUCCUGCAGUGAAACCAGAUCAGCCUCUCGGGGAUGUGAGCCAAGAAUUGACUGAAUCAUUGAUGGAGGAUUCAAGCCUGCUAGAUGAAAACAUUUUGGAUCUGACUGGACUGAGUGAUGUUGCGGACAUCUUGGGUGAUUUAGUGAAAGAAGGGGCGCUCUCACAUUCAGCACUCCAUCACUCUCCCUCGGUGAGCAGGACGAGAAGCAGGUCAGAGGAGCAGCAGAGGAGAGCCAUGAUAGAGGAGGAGAGGAAGGAGCUGAGGACCUGGAUGAGAAGGAAGCAGAGAGAGCGACUGGUUGAGUACCACAGACAGAGGGAGGAGAAGAGAGAGAGGGAGCGUGUUCCCUUCACUCCUCCUAAUCCUCUGAAUCUGUCAUCUAGAGACCUGGCAGUCAACAGGAAAGUUAAAGAAGAGAAAGACAAGGCAGUUCUUCUGGAGCAUCACUCCCAGAGAGCACAGGAGGCAUGCAAGCUGAUCACAGACAUGCUUACUACCCCACUUGUCCUCCCUGCUCCUUCCAACACCACCACCACCAAGACCCAAGACUCCCGGCCUGGGAGUCAGACCCAGUUUAAAGGUCCUCUUAAGAAAAGCCCUAAGAGCCAAAGGGGACGAGUGCGCUCGGUUUCAACAUUUGGGAAGACUGUAGUGCUGCAGAAGAGAGGUGCAUCAACUCCACCUGGGAUGCUAAGCAGCAAAUAUGGACUCCAUAGACCUGCGAGUGCGCUUCCAGGUGACCGGAUGUCCCAGGUCACACGGCGAGGCAUGCUGACAGAUCUGAGAGGUAGACCAAGGGUGAAGACAACCAACCAGCGCCCCAAAACUGGGUUAAAUAAAUCCUCAAUGGAGCUGAAGACUAGAAGACGAGAGGCAUCAUGGUUAGAGGACAAAGAGGAAAGGGAUGUGGUGAGUCCGUGGGACGUUCCUCUUGAGAUCCGUAGAAUUCUUGGUCAGGAUGGCCGAGCCAAGGAACAGGGCUUGGUGGAGAACAAAGAUGACUGGUUGGAUGCCCUUUCAGGAAGCACCGGCAGCAUUUUGAGUAAGAUGGACUGGGAAGCCAUUGAGAGGAUGGCGGCUGAAGAAGAAGAAGAAGACAUCUGACUUGAUGAGACUGAAACUAAAAAAGCUUUAAAGUUGUACAUGCACCUAUCAGCUGUGAUUGUUGUGUGUUGUUAUUGCUUUUUUAUAGGGAUAUAUGAGGGACUGUGUACAGGGUAAGCACACUUCAUUUCAAUGUUCCAUCAUAUCAAAUGCUGGAUUUUUUUAAUAGACAAUUCUAAGGUACACAUGAAGUGAAAUAAACCGAUGUAAUUGAUGUAUUUUUUUUUUUUUUUAUACAUAAAGUAUAUUUAUUUCUCCUACAUUCAACAUAAUCUGCUUUAUUCUGGUACGUGAAUAAAAAUAUAAAAGUCUAACAAAAAAAAAGAUCUGGGGUUGCGGCAUAAAAAUUGUCAAUUAUGAUUUAUAUGAUUAUAUGAUUUGCAUUGAGUAUAUUUAUUAAAAGUGUAUUUUCA
This is a messenger RNA of Hemibagrus wyckioides, 10194 nucleotides long. It is a transcript of the gene cplane1, whose product is annotated as ciliogenesis and planar polarity effector 1. The record is from RefSeq and is a predicted model, not a curated record. Gene Ontology annotation, biological process: cilium assembly. Gene Ontology annotation, molecular function: protein binding. Lineage: Eukaryota; Metazoa; Chordata; Actinopteri; Siluriformes; Bagridae. The coding region runs from base 500 to 9781 and encodes 3093 amino acids. Gene Ontology annotation, cellular component: ciliary transition zone. The transcript is spliced from 53 exons.